Molecule: messenger RNA, 6656 nt
Organism: Neomonachus schauinslandi (Hawaiian monk seal)
Lineage: Eukaryota; Metazoa; Chordata; Mammalia; Carnivora; Phocidae
Gene: HIP1
Product: huntingtin interacting protein 1
Exons: 32
Coding region: 38-3148 (1036 amino acids)
Biological process (GO): actin filament organization; clathrin coat assembly; endocytosis
Cellular component (GO): presynapse; clathrin-coated vesicle; extrinsic component of postsynaptic membrane
Molecular function (GO): clathrin-cargo adaptor activity; phosphatidylinositol-3,4-bisphosphate binding; phosphatidylinositol-3,5-bisphosphate binding
Source: RefSeq, a predicted model, not a curated record
GCGGCCGAGGGCCCCUGACUCGGCUCCGCGCGGCGACAUGGACCGGAUGGCCAGCUCCAUGAAGCAGGUGCCCAACCCCCUGCCCAAGGUGCUGAGCCGGCGCGGGGUGGGCGCGGGGAUCGAGGCGGCCGAGCGGGAGAGCUUCGAGCGGACUCAGACUGUCAGCAUCAAUAAGGCCAUUAAUACGCAGGAAGUGGCUGUAAAGGAAAAACACGCCAGAACAUGCAUACUGGGCACCCACCAUGAGAAAGGGGCACAGACCUUUUGGUCUGUUGUCAACCGGCUACCCCUCUCUAGCAAUGCUGUCCUCUGCUGGAAGUUCUGCCACGUGUUUCACAAACUCCUCCGAGAUGGACACCCGAACGUCCUGAAGGACUCCCUGAGAUACAAAAAUGAAUUGAGUGACAUGAGCAGGAUGUGGGGCCACCUGAGCGAGGGGUAUGGACAGCUCUGCAGCAUCUACCUCAGACUGCUAAGAACGAAGAUGGAAUAUCACACCAAAAAUCCCAGGUUCCCAGGCAACCUUCAGAUGAGCGACCGGCAGCUGGAUGAGGCUGGAGAGAGCGACGUUAACAACUUUUUCCAGCUAACAGUGGAGAUGUUUGACUACCUGGAGUGUGAACUUAAUCUCUUCCAAACCGUGUUCAAUUCCCUGGACAUGUCCCGCUCGGUGUCCGUGACGGCAGCCGGGCAGUGCCGCCUCGCCCCGCUGAUCCAGGUCAUAUUGGACUGCAGUCAUCUGUAUGAUUACACUGUCAAGCUCCUCUUCAAACUCCACUCCUGUCUCCCAGCCGACACCCUGCAAGGCCACCGGGAUCGUUUCAUGGAGCAAUUCACCAAGUUGAAAGAUCUGUUCUACCGCUCCAGCAACCUCCAGUACUUCAAGCGGCUCAUUCAGAUCCCUCAACUGCCUGAGAACCCACCCAACUUCCUGCGGGCCUCUGCGCUGUCAGAACACAUCAGCCCUGUGGUGGUCAUCCCGGCCGAGGCCUCGUCCCCGGACAGCGAGCCCGUCUUGGAGAAGGAUGACCUCGUGGACAUGGAUGCCUCCCAGCAGAAUUUAUUUGACAACAAGUUUGAUGACAUCUUUGGCAGCUCAUUCAGCAGUGACCCCUUCAAUUUCAACAGUCAGAACGGCGUGAACAAGGAUGAGAAGGAUCACUUAAUUGGUCAACUAUACAGAGAAGUCAGUGAGCUGAAGGCACAGCUGGAGAACAUGAAGACUGAGAGCCAGCGGGCCGUGCUGCAGCUGAAGGGCCGGGUCAGCGAGCUGGAGGCUGAGCUUGCGGAACAGCAACAUCUGCGGCAGCAGGCGGCUGAUGACAGCGAGUUUCUCCGGGCCGAGCUGGACGAGCUCAAGAAGAAGCGCGAAGACACGGAGAAGGCCCAGCGGAGCCUGACCGAGAUAGAAAGGAGAGCCCAAGCCAAUGAACAGCGGUACAGCAAGCUAAAGGAAAAGUACAGUGAGCUGGUGCAGAACCACGCUGACCUGCUGCGGAAGAAUGCAGAGGUGACCAAACAGGUGUCCGUGGCCAGGCAAGCCCAGGCGGAUUUGGAACGAGAGAAAAAAGAGCUAGAGGACUCCUUCCAGCGAAUAAGUGACCAGGCGCAGCGGAAGACUCAAGAACAGACAGAAGUACUAGAGAGCUUGAAGCAAGAACUUGCCACCAGCAAACAGGAACUCCAGAUUGUCCAAGGCAGCCUGGAAACUUCUGCCCAGUCAGAGGCAAAGUGGGCCGGCCAGAUCGCCGAGCUUGAGAAGGAGCGGAGCAGCUUGGCACAUGCCGUCGCUCGUCGGGAGGAAGAAUUAUCCACUCUUCAGGAACAGCUCGAACACACCCAGCGGGAACUGUCCAGCGCAAAGGAAUCAGCGUGCCAGGUCGCCAAAGACCAACGGAAAAUGCUGCUGGCAGAGUCCAGGAAGGCCGCAGAGCAGGUGGUCCAGGAGGCCCUGCGGCAGCUCGAGGAGCCCACUCUGAUCAGCUGUGCCGGCUCUGCAGAUCACCUUCUCUCCAAGGUCAAGUCUGUUUCCAGCUGCCUUGAGCAACUGGAAAAAAGCUGGAGCCGCUACCUGGCCCACCCAGAAGAUAUCAGUGGGCUCCUCCACUCGGUCACCCUCCUUGCCCACUUGACCAGUGAUACCAUGGCUUACGUGAGCACCACCUGCCUUCGAGCCCCGCCGGAACCUGCUGACUCGCUGACUGAGGCCUGCAAGCAGUUUGGCAAGGAAACCCUCCUCUACCUGGCUUUCCUGGAAGAGGAAGGAACGCGGGAGAAUGACGGCACGGCCGUGAAGAGCUGCCUCAACAGGAUCGCUGCCAUUACCGAGGAGCUCCUGCCCAGAGGCCUGGACAUCAAACAGGAGGAGGUGGGGGACCUGGUGGACAAGGAGAUGGCCGCCACGUCAGCUGCCAUCAAAACUGCUACGGCCAGAAUCGAGGAGAUGCUCAGCAAAUCCCGAGCUGGAGACACAGGAGUCCAGUUGGAGGUGAACGAAAGGAUCCUUGGUUCCUGUACAAGCCUAAUGCAAGCUAUUCAGGUCCUGAUCGUGGCCUCGAAGGAUCUCCAGAGAGAGAUAGUGGAGAGUGGCCGGGGCACAGCAUCGCCUAAAGAGUUUUAUGCCAAGAAUUCCCGAUGGACGGAAGGACUCAUCUCGGCCUCCAAAGCCGUGGGCUGGGGAGCCACUGUCAUGGUGGAUGCAGCCGAUCUGGUGGUGCAAGGCAGAGGGAAAUUUGAGGAACUGAUGGUGUGUUCACACGAAAUCGCUGCUAGCACAGCCCAGCUUGUGGCUGCCUCUAAGGUGAAAGCUGAUAAGGACAGCCCAAACCUGGCCCAGCUGCAGCAGGCCUCCCGGGGGGUGAACCAGGCCACCGCCACCGUUGUGACCUCCACCAUCUCGGGCAAAUCCCAGAUUGAGGAGACAGACAAUAUGGACUUCUCCAGCAUGACACUGACCCAGAUCAAACGCCAGGAGAUGGAUUCCCAGGUCAGGGUGCUGGAGCUGGAGAAUGACCUGCAGAAGGAGCGUCAAAAACUGGGAGAGCUUCGAAAAAAGCACUACGAGCUCGCUGGUGUUGCCGAGGGCUGGGAAGAAGGAACCGAAGCGUCUCCACCUGCACUGCAUGAAGCGGACACCGGAAAAGAAUAGAGCCACGUCGACACCCCACAAGUCCGAGUCCUUUUCUGUUUCACCAUCUGCACCAACUCGUGAGCGUCAGAGGGCUGGCGGGGCUCCAAGCCAGGACGCCGUCCUAAAUCUGUGCCAACUGAACAGCAGGAGCGUCCUGGCCGAGCAUGCUGAGGCAACUCUCCCCUCUCUUGGCAGUUCCAUGGAUUUCCCACUGCUUCUUAUGGUGGUUGGUUGGGUUUUUGUUUUUGUUUUUGUUUUUGUUUUCUUCUUUCAGUGUUCCCUCAUAGAGCCAACUCUCCCAAAGGGAGCACCCCUGGAGCUCUGAGCCAUCGGGGGCCCCUAACCACAGCAGUUAACAGCAAUGGUGCUGCUCAGGCUUCUCCUUGGUGCUCCACACCAGCCUCCAUGCUGAGUGUCCCGCUGAGCGAGUCUGGGGCAGCCGAGGCCACUCCCCAGAGGUGGGCACCGCUGCUCAGCCCCACUCUCCUCCAAAGGCAGAAGCAGAGCGAGUGCCUUUCCUUCCUAAAGCGACAGCCCAGCUGAAAGCUUCUGACCAGGGGUAAAGAAUGCGGGAAAGAAGGGGUGCACACAACCCAGGUCUCAGGAGACCCCUUUCUUGGGAACUUCUGGUGCCCAGGCUGAAAAACCUUAUCAUGUGCUUGAGUGUGCUGGGAAGAGUAGCCACCUUCUUACCCCAGAAUGAAUUUUCCAUGCCACCUCCCUUCAGGCCCAGGUGGGACCCUGAGAGGGAGCGCGUGAGGGCUUUUCCAACUCCUCUCUCCAACUGGCCGCCUGGGCAUCCUCUUGAACCUGAAGAAGAUAAUUCCAUGUUCUACCUAAGGGAAAGACCCAGAAGAUCAGGCAGAUUUGCUCCCGGCAGGAAAGAACCCUGUGCUUGGUUGGGUACCUUUAAUAUUUAUUACUAACCUCUGUUCGGCGGCGGCGGCAGCCUCCAGAAAGACGCUUUGAGCAAUCAGGAUUUGAGGUGUGGUGAUGGUGGGGCUGCAUGGCUGCCCGAGGUCAUGAGUCUUCAAGAAUCAGACACCAGGCCAACAUGCUUCCCAGUCUGUUACUGGCCUAGACCCCGAGGCAAGCAGGUUCCUCAGAGCACCUGGGUCAGGGAAACCAAGAAAGGGAGACCACUGGCUCUGAGCCUUCCAGCCACACGUCCCGGGCCCUUGCUGCCUGGACAGGAUGAGGACAGAGGGCACAUUAACGGCUUCCUAGGGGCGGGCAGCCUGACAGCACUUGUCCACCUCCAGACGGACAGACCCCAGCAUUUAAGUGACCUUCCGAUCUUGGACAAACGGUAUCUUCCUUCCUUAUCUGUAGCAACUCCUAGGUAGAAGCCAACAAGCACUUCCCAGGACCUGUCCCACAGGAGCAUUGCUAAGUGUUGCUAUGUGACAGGUGGCGAGGUCCCUGUUUGAUCACUGUGAAUCAACCGCCCUCCUUCCCCCCCCACCCUCCCCCUCCCUCUCUGUGCAUUUUCUAAGUAGGGCACUCAAAAAACACUCUCCCAUUAGCUCAGAUUCCAAGACUCAGACAGGCGAUCACGUUGGGCUAAAGAGGGGUCAGCCGCAGAAGAUAAGCGGUCUUACGCUUAACACUUGUUUGUGCUCAGCGUUUUUCCAUCCGGGGCUCAGAAGGAGUGGUGCGUGGCGCCCCUGGCCCAGUUGUGCCAAUUAAGCCAAUCGGUGUGGUCUCAGAGUGGGUCAGCAUUUCCACAGCGGACUAGUCCUCACUUCCAGAAUCUCGGCCGAACUGUUGUGCUCUGAAUUACCAGUGGUGAGAAAAAUCUGGUAUAUUGGACCACGCUGGGAUUCUCUGAAUAACGUUCCCUCUAAAAAGAAGCCACAGUAAUUUUUAAAAUCUUUGCGGACUUCGCCUGAGUAAUAAAACCGUGAAGAAAGAGAUUAAACAGGAACACAAGCUAAUCCCGUGUCACACAAGAAGUAUCCGUCGGGGGUAGCGUAAUAUUUGUCCUCGCUUGCCUUAGGAGCUGGCCCAUCCUCUAGCCAAAAUCAAAUUGUCCUACCUUGGCUUUUCUCAAGUAAGGGUGUUUAUACUUGGUGUGAAAUACUUGAUUCAAACAGGAAUGACAUCCUAAGGCUAAAAAUGAACCUCAUAGCCUUUUAAAGUAGUCACUGAGCAUCCUGAGUGACUGAAGUCCCAUGGGCCAGUGUAAUUGGGUCACAGCAAGGCAGAACAACAAAAGAUGGCUUAGGACUGAUGAGAGGUUGAAAGACAGCCGUAUCCCUUAUUUAAUUUUCUAUACAGUUGCUCUAAUAUCUCUAGAGUAAGGGGGUAUGUGUACAUAAUAAGGAAAAAAAAAGGUAGAAAAGACCUGCCUUUUGUGGGGUUCUUUUAUAUCUGAGUCAGGAGUUUAAAUUAGACUGUAAUUUAGAUUGUUGCCUAGUUCUGCCGCUGACAGCAAGAUCCCUAGGGUCCCACCUGAAUCUAAGUCCCUAAUCCAGUGGCUGGAAGAACCAAACAUUGCCCAGAAUGUCCUUAACGUUGGAAGUGUUUGAGCUGCCAAGUCAACACCAGGGUUAACCAGGUACCACGGGGGUCACAAUGCAUGUCGUUCAUCCUCAGAUUGGCUUGCUUCGGCCUCUCGCCGAAGAGGAGCUGGUCCUGAGCUUGCACCUGGGAAAUGCUCACUUCUUGGCCAGCUCCUUAGUCUGGAGGGGUCUCCCGGCUCCACUUACCCUGGUCUUUAGCCACCGGUCAAGUUCUUGCUACCUUCUACCACCUUUGCAAGUGUCUGGAAAUCCUUCCUGCCAAUGAAAGCCUUCGAUCCUGGCAUUGGCCUUUCAACCAGACCGGCUCUGGCCUGUCUCCGCCGUCCUCGGUCCCCCGGAGACCACGCUGUCUGUAGCCUAGACAGCCACCCCUGCGGGCCCACCAGCCUUCACCGCAGAUGCCCCUCCGUCUCCCAGGGUCAGGCCAAAUGCAGGAUCAGCAACCCAAAGUGGUGGCACAGCCUCUCGCCCCCAGGAGCCAAAGCAAUGGGAAAUCAUGGGUUAGAUGCCAUUGGGUCCGAUUCUGAGAGUAGAUCAUUUCCAGACAUGUCUUUCAGGUGACCCUCAACUACCUCAGUUUGAAGGCCCUAAAUGAAGCUGAUUACUACUCCUAGGGACAAACCGAGGGGGUUCCGAUAAAUCUUGCUGAUAACUUAUAACAAACUCUCACAUUUAGGUUCGCAGGGAUAGGUUGGGUUUGUUUUUCUUCUGUUCUGUUUUUAACCUUCCCCCCCCACCCAGUUUUCCAUUAGAAUAGUUCUUAGAAAUGGAUUUCAUUUUUCACCGAGUGCCUACCUUCCCAGGGCAGGUAGCGACAGGCUCUUAUUCCCUUCCAACAAUACUUUUAUUAUGGUAUUAAGACCUUUCUUUGUAUAAUACAUUGCAUCUGUGUUUUCAGUUUUUCAAAUAAAUAUUUCAACCUGGCAAUGGAGAACGGUGGUGCUAACUGACCAUCCAACGUAGUUUUGGGGUCAGGGUUCCAGUGAAAAGCCUACACUUCU